CUCAGUGAACUGUGCGUGUCUUGUUGCAUGUUAAGAAAAUGCCACGACGGGACUUGACGUUAGCUGAGAAGAUUCGUUUCCUAGAUCAGAUCAAGGAACAGGGACCAACCACUAGUCAGCGUCGAUUGGUGGAAAUUACCUGCUUGGCAAAAUCUACAAUAUCGCGCCUGAUAAAACAAGAGAAAGAUCUGCGAGAAGAAUGGGCACAAUGUGAAGGACGACGAGGUACUUCCCAAAAACGGAAGCGUGAAGGCAAGGAUCCAGACGUCGAUGAGGCCCUUAAUGAUUGGUUUGCCUUUGUUACUGGACGAGCCGUGCGAGUAAGUGGCCCAAUGUUAAAGUACAAAGCAGAAGAACUCGCUAAAAUGCUGGGCCACGAAGAUUUUAUAGCUACGGACGGCUGGUUGUCUCGAUGGAAAUCUAGACAUGAUGUAAAAUUUAAGAAAGCACAUGGUGAGAAAGAAAGUGCCAAUAGCGCUCGAGCUGAAGAAUGGAAAUCAACAAAACUACCAGAGCUUCUUGAAAAAUUUCCAGCAGAUGACAUCUAUAAUGCUGAUGAAACCGGGUUGUACUAUAGGGCUACACCGGACGGCUCCUUAAGUUACAAACAUGUUACUCUCUCUGGCUGCAAAAAAGCAAUGGAUCGCGUAACUGUCUUGUGCUGCUCAAACAUGUCCGGAACAGACAAGAGGAAGUUGCUGGUUAUAGGAAAAUGUGCCAAGCCUCGCUGCUUUAAGAGACUCAGAAUGGACAGUUUACCAGUUGUGUAUCGUGCGAACAGAAAUGCAUGGAUGAGCUCUACACUUUUUAAAGAAUGGGUGAAGGAUUGGGACACAGAGCUACAACGCCAGUCGAGAAAAGUGUUAUUACUUCUCGACAAUUGUGCAGCACAUUCAAAUUUGGAUUUCUUGAAGAAUAUCCAGAUGGAAUUUCUGCCUCCCAAGACCACAUCUUUGAUACAGGCAAUGGACAUGGGCAUCAUAAAAAAUUUGAAGACCUUUUAUCGUUCAAGGUUGGUGAAUUACAUCCUUGAAUCAAUUGAGGAAGGCUUGCUGACCUCAUCCUCGACGGCCGGAGAAAUCAGUGCAAAGGUCAACAUUUUGCAAGCCGUUACAUUCGUGGCCGAAAGUUGGCGAAAAAUGAGCAGUGCGACAAUUCGGAACUGUUUUUCUCACUGUGGCUUUAAGCAUAUUGUCUCGGAGAUGGAUGUGGAUAUGGUGAUUGUAAAUGAAAAUGACGGCGAGAAUGUGGAGCUGAAACAAGUUGAAAAUUACGAAGAAUUUUUGUCAAUCGACAACGAACUUCAACUCUAUGAUGGAAAUGAAGAAUGCGAUGCUGCCAUUGUUGCUCGAAUAGCAGCGAAACACACGACAGCAACAGAAGACCAUGGAAGUGAUGAAGAGAACCCUAACGUGUUGAUGCCAGUCACAAAACAGGAUGCAAGGAAAUGCAUUGAAACAUUGCACCGCUAUUUCAUGCAGGAAGGAAAUGAAGGUAGUCCUAUUACUGCGUUACAUGUUUGUAGUGAUUUUGUGCGAAUGCAGUCUGUUAAAAGAAUGCGUCAAACCACACUGGAUACGGUCUUCAAACGCUGAAUGGAAUUCGGUAAUCCCUUUGUAUAAAACUGUACUUCGCAUGCUGAAUAUCUUGUAGGUCGUUACGAAGAAUUUGUUUGUAAAUUUCUUUUUCAGUGAACAAAGUUCGUUAUCA
This is a messenger RNA of Dicrocoelium dendriticum, 1710 nucleotides long. NCBI's taxonomy places the organism in Eukaryota, Metazoa, Platyhelminthes, Trematoda, Plagiorchiida, Dicrocoeliidae. The record is from the annotation of a GenBank genome assembly.